UUGCGCAGGCACGCGCGCUCCCCGAGUCUCUCCCGCCCAGGCCCCGGCUGCGCUUCCCCGGCCCGCUCUGCACCGCACCGCGAGGCGGGCGGGCCGCCAGGAUGCAGGUCCCGCACAAGGAGCACCUGUACAAGUUGCUAGUGAUUGGUGACCUGGGCGUGGGCAAGACCAGCAUCAUCAAACGCUAUGUGCACCAGAACUUCUCCUCGCACUACCGGGCCACCAUCGGCGUGGACUUCGCGCUCAAAGUGCUCCACUGGGACCCGGAGACCGUGGUUCGCCUGCAGCUCUGGGACAUUGCAGGUCAAGAAAGAUUUGGAAACAUGACAAGGGUCUAUUACCGAGAAGCCAUGGGUGCAUUUAUUGUCUUCGAUGUCACCAGGCCAGCUACAUUUGAAGCAGUGACAAAGUGGAAGAAUGAUUUGGACUCAAAGUUAAGUCUCCCUAAUGGCAAACCAGUAUCGGUGGUUUUGUUGGCCAACAAAUGUGACCAGGGGAAGGAUGUGCUCAUGAACAAUGGCCUCAAGAUGGACCAGUUCUGCAAGGAGCAUGGGUUUGUAGGAUGGUUUGAAACAUCAGCAAAGGAAAAUAUAAACAUCGAUGAAGCCUCCAGAUGCCUGGUGAAACAUAUACUUGCAAACGAGUGUGACCUGAUGGAGUCCAUUGAGCCUGACAUUGUGAAGCCCCAUCUCACAUCGCCCAGGGCUGUCAGCUGCUCCAGCUGUGCCAAAUCCUAGUAGCUCCUGGGCUGGCAUCUGAUGGAAGUCAUCUAAUCAUCUCAUGAAUUGUGUCUCAAUUCCUACCAUUUUGGGUCAGUGUCAGGAUAGAGAUACACCUGGGGCCAGCUAAAGCUCUAUGCCUGUAUCUUUCCUAUAAGAGAAACAGCAAAUGUUCUUUUUAUGUUUUUCUCAGCAUCAGCCCAGUGUUUACAAGCUUUUAAAAUAUUUAGUCUGUUACAAAAUUUCUGUCUUGUAGCUGGCCAUAAUUCUGCAGAGCCAGAGUCAGCCCUGUUAUUUGCUUCUCUGAAUCAGCUAAGGCCUCAGGUCUGAAAGAGAAAGAGGAGAAGAACAGACUAGCUGUCAAGUUAAGCGCCUUGGCUUUCACUUUGCCCCUGGUGUCUUUGUCCAGAUUUCAAUGCAUCCUCUGCUGGUCUGACAGGCCUAUUAAGUAGAAAUGGUAUUUUCUCCAGAGAUGACCUCCAUUCUCAACAGACCUAGAGUUGUGUCUGAUUUAGCUCUUCAGAGUCAUGUACACAGGCUGCCUAUGCCUUUGUUGCUUUUAUUGUCACUUGCCUUGCCCUGAAUGUUGGUUCAACUGAAAACUUUAUGAAAAGACUGCCCCUGGUAUGUGCCUUUCUGUUCGCUUUCUCUGACUCAAGCUGUGGGACUCUUCUGUACAUGUAAUAUAUAUUAUAUAUAUUUUCACAAGUGAAAAAUAAACCAUUAAAAGAUGCCGUUUCCUUACUU
Messenger RNA from Phacochoerus africanus (Common warthog), 1466 nucleotides. RefSeq names its product RAB38, member RAS oncogene family (gene RAB38). Gene Ontology annotation, biological process: vesicle-mediated transport. The transcript is spliced from 3 exons. The record is from RefSeq and is a predicted model, not a curated record. Gene Ontology annotation, cellular component: Golgi apparatus; trans-Golgi network; vesicle. Gene Ontology annotation, molecular function: GTP binding; GTPase activity. The coding region runs from base 102 to 737 and encodes 211 amino acids. NCBI's taxonomy places the organism in Eukaryota, Metazoa, Chordata, Mammalia, Artiodactyla, Suidae.